Molecule: messenger RNA, 2958 nt
Organism: Anastrepha ludens (Mexican fruit fly)
Lineage: Eukaryota; Metazoa; Arthropoda; Insecta; Diptera; Tephritidae
Product: dentin sialophosphoprotein-like
Exons: 4
Coding region: 1-2958 (985 amino acids)
Biological process (GO): negative regulation of protein sumoylation
Molecular function (GO): calcium ion binding
Source: RefSeq, a predicted model, not a curated record
AUGGCAUUCUAUGCCACAGUGCAUCAAAUCAACAAUCAGCUGGUUAUGGUUACGGCGCAAAACGAAAGUUCAAUUAGUCUGCAAGGUUAUAGAUAUAACUACGGCAUUAUGGAACAUCACCUCGAACCGGUUACAGUGUUGCUCAUAGGCUGGCUCGAUCAGCAGUCAGACUUCAGCAAAUCCAACAGUUUUCUAAAGGUUGGCCAUGGAUCCGUUGUGGAUUUUUCUGUUGUGCAUGCCUCUAUGGUGGUUGUAUCGGUUGAAGAUGCAGUAGUUGAAGUUGCGUCUGUUGAGGGUGAAGCGGUUGAGGAAGAAGGCGCGCUAGUUGAGGAUGCUUUUGUUGAGGACGCAUCUGUGUAUGCAUUAGUUGAGGAUGCGCCAGUUGAGGAUGCUCCGGUUAAAGGUGCAACAGUUGAAGACGCGGCUGUGGAGAACGUAUCGGUUGAAGCUGCACCAGUUGAGGAAGCAUUAUUUGACGAUGCAUCAGUGGAGGAUGCCUCGGUUGAAGGUACGCCUGCUUCGGUUGAAGACGCGUCUGUUGACGACGCUUCGGUUGAGGACGCAGGAGCUCUUGUAGACUCUACAUCUGAAGAUGCAUUAGUUGAGGAUGCGUCAGUUGAAGAUGCAUCAGUGGGAUAUGCUUCGGUUGCGGACGCAGGAGCUGUUGUAGAUUCUACAUCUGUGGACGCAUCAGUUGAGGAUGCGUCAGUUGGAGAUGCAUCGGUGGAGGAUGCGUCAGCUGAGGAUGCGUCAGUUGAGGAUGCUUCAGUUACAGAUGCGUCAGAUGAGGAUGCAUCAGUUGAUGAAGCCUCUGUUGAGGAUGCAUCAGAUGAAGGUACCUCAGUUGAGGAUGCUUCGGUGGAGGAUGCGUCAGCUGACGAUGCGUCAGUUGAGGAUGCUUCAGUUACAGAUGCGUCAGUUGAGGAUGCAUCAGUUGAUGAAGCCUCGCUUGAGGAUGCUUCAGUUGGAGAUGCGUCGGUUGAGGAUGCAUCAGUUGAAGUUGCAUCAGUUGAGGAUGCUUCGGUUGCGGAGGCGUUAUCUGAAGAUGCGUCAGUUGAGGAUCCUUCAGUUACAGAUGCGUCGGUUGAGGAUGCAUCAGUUGAAGAUGCGUCUGUGGAGGAUGCUUCAGUUGGAGAUGCGUCGGUUGAGGAUGUAUCAGUUGAAGGUGCAUCAGUUGAGGAUGCUUCGGUUGAGGAGGCGUCAGCUGAAGAUGCGUCAGUUGAGGAAGCUCCGGUGGAGGAUGCGUCAGCUGAGAAUGCGUCAGUUGAGGAUGCUUCAGUUACAGAUGCGUCAGAUGAGGAUGCAUCAGUUGAUGAAGCCUCGGUUGAGGAUGCAUCAGUUGAAGGUGGCUCAGUUGAGGAUGCUUCGGUGGAGGAUGCGUCAGCUGAGGAUGCGUCAGUUGAGGAUGCUUCAGUUGAUGAAGCCUCGGUUGAGGAUGCUUCAGAUGGAGAUGCGUCGGUUGAGGAUGCAUCAGUUGAAGAUGCAUCGGUGGAGGAUGCUUUAGCUGAGGAUGCUUCGGUGGAGGAUGCGUCAGUUGAGGAUACUUCAGUUACAGAUGCGUCAGUUGAGGAUGCAUCAGCUGAGGAAGCCUCAGUUGAGGAUGCAUCAGUUGAAGGUGGCUCAGUUGAGGAUGCUUCGGUGGAGGAUGCGUCAGCUGAGGAUGCGUCAGUUGAGGAUGCUUCAGUUGAUGAAGCCUCGGUUGAGGAUGCUUCAGAUGGAAAUGCGUCGGUUGAGGAUGCAUCAGUUGAAGAUGCAUCGGUGGAGGAUGCUUCAGCUGAGGAUGCUUCGGUGGAGGAUGCGUCAGUUGAGGAUGCUUCAGAUGGAGAUGCGUCGGUUGAGGAUGCAUCAGUUGAAGAUGCAUCGGUGGAGGAUGCUUCAGUUGAGGAUGCUUCGGUGGAGGAUGCGUCAGUUGAGGAUGCUUCAGUUGAUGAAGCCUCGGUUGAGGAUGCUUCAGUUGGAGAUGCGUCGGUUGAGGAUGCAUCAGUUGAAGAUGAGUCUGUGGAGGAUGCUUCGGUGGAGGAUGCGUCGGUUGAGGAUGCAUCAGUUGAAGGUGCAUCAGUUGAGGAUGCUUCGUUUGAGGAUGCGUCAGCUGAAGAUGCGUCAGUUGAGGAUGCAUCAGUUGAUGAAGCCUCGCUUGAGGAUGCUUCAGUUGGAGAUGCGUCGGUUGAGGAUGCUUCAGUUACAGAUGCGUCAGAUGAUGAUGCAUCAGUUGAAGAUGCGUCUGUGGAGGAUGCUUCAGUUACAGAUGCGUCAGAUGAUGAUGCAUCAGUUGAUGAAGCCUCGGUUGAGGAUGCUUCAGAUGGAGAUGCGUCGGUUGAGGAUGCUUCAGUUACAGAUGCGUCAGAUGAUGAUGCAUCAGUUGAAGAUGCGUCUGUGGAGGAUGCUUCAGUUACAGAUGCGUCAGAUGAUGAUGCAUCAGUUGAUGAAGCCUCGGUUGAGGAUGCUUCAGAUGGAGAUGCGUCGGUUGAGGAUGCUUCAGUUACAGAUGCGUCAGUUGAGGAUGCAUCAGUUGAUGAAGCCUCGCUUGAGGAUGCUUCAGUUGGAGAUGCGUCGGUUGAGGAUGCAUCAGUUGAAGAUGAGUCUGUGGAGGAUGCUUCGGUGGAGGAUGCGUCGGUUGAGGAUGCAUCAGUUGAAGGUGCAUCAGUUGAGGAUGCUUCGGUUGAGGAUGCGUCAGCUGAAGAUGCGUCAGUUGAGGAUGCAUCAGUUGAUGAAGCCUCGCUUGAGGAUGCUUCAGUUGGAGAUGCGUCGGUUGAGGAUGCUUCAGUUACAGAUGCGUCAGAUGAUGAUGCAUCAGUUGAAGAUGCGUCUGUGGAGGAUGCUUCAGUUACAGAUGCGUCAGAUGAUGAUGCAUCAGUUGAUGAAGCCUCGGUUGAGGAUGCUUCAGAUGGAGAUGCGUCGGUUGAGGAUGCUUCAGUUACAUAUGCAUCAGAUGAUGAUGCAUCAGUUGAAGAUGCUUGA